Musa acuminata AAA Group (dessert banana) is the source of this 1834-nucleotide messenger RNA. RefSeq names its product 3-ketoacyl-CoA synthase 20-like. Gene Ontology annotation, molecular function: acyltransferase activity, transferring groups other than amino-acyl groups. NCBI's taxonomy places the organism in Eukaryota, Viridiplantae, Streptophyta, Magnoliopsida, Zingiberales, Musaceae. The coding region runs from base 90 to 1613 and encodes 507 amino acids. The transcript is spliced from 2 exons. Gene Ontology annotation, biological process: fatty acid biosynthetic process. Gene Ontology annotation, cellular component: membrane. The record is from RefSeq and is a predicted model, not a curated record.
CUCUCUCUCUCUAAAUAUAUAUAUUUAUAUAAUCUAUUUAGUCUCUUUGAGUUAUCUAGUUCGAAGUGUUCAUUCAUCUCUUGGCAGCCAUGGCUGAGAAGGUUGCACCUUCGGUUGACAACAGGCUUCCGAGUUACCUUCUGAAGCUACUGAAGCCUAACUACAUGAAGCUCCUCUACCACCAUGUCAUCUCGAACGCUCUUUAUCUCUGCCUCGGCCCGCUGCUGGUGCUACUCUUCCCUCGCCUAUCAACGCUGACCCUCGCCGACCUGCGUGAGCUUCCGAACCAGCCAUGGGUUAACCUGUCGGCGGUGGUCACCACAUCGACCCUCCUCAUGGCGGUGGCCACCUUGUAUGCCAUGAGCCGCCCCCGCCCGGUCUAUUUGGUGGACUUCUCCUGCUACAAGCCGACCCAGGCUCACAUGGCCACCCGCGGUGAGAUCAUGGAGCAUUUCAAGAAAGCCGGGACGUUCACCGACGAGACCGUGGCCUUCCAGCACAAGAUGCUGGAGCGGUGCGGCAUCGGGGACUCGUCCUACUUCCCCAGGUCGCUGCUGUGCACCCCCAUCAACAUGAGCCACCGAACCGCCCGUGAGGAGGCGGAGACCGUCAUGUUCGGGGCAACCGACGAGCUGUUCCAGAAGACAGGGGUGGCGGCAGCCGACAUCAGCAUCCUGGUGGUGAACUGCAGCCUCUACAACCCCACCCCCUCUUACACCUCCAUGAUCGUGAACCGGUACAAGCUAAGGAAGGAUGUCAUGAGCUACAACCUCGGCGGUAUGGGCUGCAGCGCCGGCCUCAUUUCCAUAGACCUAGUCAAGAAUCUCCUUCAGGUGCACCCGAACAGCUACGCGAUGGUGGUGAGCACCGAGAACAUGACGCUGAACGCCUACUUGGGAAACAACCGGUCGAUGCUGGUGAGCAACAGCCUGUUCCGCCUCGGCGGCGCAGCCGUCCUGCUAUCGAACCGGCGGUCCGACAGGCGGCGGUCCAAGUACCAGCUGGUUCACACCAUGCGCACCCACCGAGGCGCCGAGGACUGCAGCCACUCGUGCGUGAUGCAGGAGGAGGACGCGGAGGGGAAGGUGGGGGUGGCGCUGUCGAAGGAGCUGAUGGUGGUGGCGGGUAACGCGCUCAAGGCCAACAUCUCCACGCUGGGCCCGCUGGUCCUCCCCAUGUCGGAGCAGCUCCUCUUCCUCGCCGCCAUGCUCCUGCGCAAGGUGCUCAAGCUCAAGAUCCGGAGCUACAUCCCCGACUUCAAGCUGGCCUUCGAGCACUUCUGCAUCCACGCCGGCGGCCGCGCCGUUCUGGACGAGCUCGAGAAGCACCUCGAGCUCACGCCCUGGCACAUGGAGCCGUCCCGCAUGACGCUCCACCGCUUCGGCAACACCUCCAGCAGCUCCCUCUGGUACGAGCUCUCCUACAUCGAGGCCAAAGGCCGCAUCCGGCGAGGCGACCGGGUGUGGCAGAUCGCCUUCGGCUCGGGGUUCAAGUGCAACAGCGCCGUCUGGCGAGCUCUCAACACCGUCCUUGACGUCCACAAGAACCCAUGGACGGACGAGAUCCACAAGUUCCCGGUACACGUGCCCAAGGUCACGCCUAUCCUAUCCUAGAUGGUCAGCUGCUCAGACGAAGAGACAGGGAAGAAGAAGAAGAAGAAGCAUGUUUGCCAUGUUGUUGCGGACGCAACACCUUAAUCUACAUCUGCAUGCAACAACUGCUACACACAUUUACUUAAUUAUGCUUAGUAGAUGGGUGAAAGUUGCAUUAGCAUUAAUCAUCAAAAUCAAUUAUUAUUAUUAUUAUGAUUAAUCUGAGUAAUUAUUAUUCUGAA